Molecule: messenger RNA, 477 nt
Organism: Adineta ricciae
Lineage: Eukaryota; Metazoa; Rotifera; Eurotatoria; Adinetida; Adinetidae
Source: the annotation of a GenBank genome assembly
AUGGCUUAUGAAACAUGUAUAAAUACCAUCGAUCGCCAUCGAAUCGGUGCAACUUGUUUUGCUCGCAUUCGCAAUGGCUCAAUGGUAACCACUCGAAAUCUUGCCCAAUUCAGCAACAUGAUCAAUCACAAAGGUUUUAGUUCAUUUGACUACAACGGUUAUGGUUGCUGGUGUGGUUCUGGCACCUUCGGUUCACAAACACUCGACGCUACGGACGAGUGUUGUCGGAUACACGAUGAAUGUUACGAUAGAAUCGCUGGAGGAUUCUUCGGCUGUUGGCCUAAACUAGUCACCUAUGCCUGGCAAGGUUUAUCAAAUCAGGGUAUUGCUUGUUCUGAUAAGUCCGGUUCGUGUGAUCGUAAUACUUGCGAAUGUGACAAAGCAGCUGCUGAUUGUUUUGCAAGACAUCGCACGACAUAUAACGGCGAACUGGGUCGUAUUAACAAAGCAACUAAGCGUGAUAUUUGCAAUGCAUAA